Messenger RNA from Motacilla alba alba, 1536 nucleotides. It is a transcript of the gene EIF3E, whose product is annotated as eukaryotic translation initiation factor 3 subunit E. Gene Ontology annotation, molecular function: translation initiation factor activity. Gene Ontology annotation, biological process: translational initiation. The coding region runs from base 69 to 1406 and encodes 445 amino acids. Lineage: Eukaryota; Metazoa; Chordata; Aves; Passeriformes; Motacillidae. The transcript has 13 exons. The record is from RefSeq and is a predicted model, not a curated record. Gene Ontology annotation, cellular component: nucleus; eukaryotic translation initiation factor 3 complex; cytoplasm.
GGCCGCGCAGGCGCAGCGCUGACAAGAGCCGCGUCGCGCCUCUGCCUUUCCUUUCUCCCGGCUCCAAGAUGGCGGAGUACGACCUGACCACCAGGAUCGCGCACUUCUUGGACCGGCACUUGGUCUUCCCGCUGCUGGAAUUCCUCUCUGUCAAGGAGAUAUACAAUGAAAAAGAGCUGCUCCAAGGAAAACUGGAUCUCCUUAGUGAUACCAACAUGGUGGAUUUUGCUAUGGAUGUGUACAAAAAUCUUUAUUCUGAUGAAAUUCCUCAUGCUUUGCGUGAGAAAAGAACAACUGUUGUUGCCCAGCUGAAGCAGCUUCAAGCUGAAACAGAACCUAUUGUCAAGAUGUUUGAGGAUCCAGAGACUACGAGGCAAAUGCAGUCCACUAGAGAUGGUCGGAUGCUGUUUGACUAUUUAGCUGAGAAGCAUGGGUUUAGGCAGGAGUAUCUAGAUACACUCUACAGGUAUGCAAAAUUCCAGUAUGAAUGUGGUAACUACUCAGGAGCUGCAGAAUAUCUCUACUUCUUUAGGGUUCUGGUUCCAGCAACAGACAGAAAUGCUUUGAGUUCUCUUUGGGGAAAACUGGCAUCUGAAAUCCUGAUGCAGAAUUGGGAUGCAGCCAUGGAAGAUCUCACAAGACUAAAGGAGACAAUAGAUAAUAAUUCUGUCAGCUCUCCACUGCAAUCUCUUCAGCAAAGAACAUGGCUCAUCCACUGGUCUUUGUUCGUGUUUUUUAAUCAUCCUAAAGGGAGAGACAACAUCAUUGACCUUUUUCUCUAUCAGCCACAGUAUCUCAAUGCAAUUCAGACAAUGUGCCCACAUAUCCUCAGAUAUUUGACUACUGCAGUCAUAACAAAUAAGGAUGUUCGUAAACGUAGACAAGUGCUGAAAGAUCUAGUCAAGGUUAUUCAGCAGGAGUCUUACACAUACAGGGACCCUAUCACAGAGUUUGUGGAAUGCUUGUACGUUAACUUUGAUUUUGAUGGAGCCCAGAAGAAGCUGAGAGAGUGUGAAACAGUGCUUGUGAAUGAUUUCUUCUUAGUGGCAUGCCUUGAGGACUUCAUUGAGAAUGCCCGUCUCUUUAUAUUUGAGACUUUCUGUCGCAUCCAUCAGUGCAUCAGCAUUGGUAUGUUGGCAGAUAAACUGAAUAUGACUCCUGAAGAAGCAGAAAGAUGGAUUGUCAAUCUGAUCCGAAAUGCGCGAUUGGAUGCCAAAUUGGAUUCAAAACUGGGCCAUGUAGUCAUGGGCAACAAUGCAGUCUCACCUUAUCAACAAGUGAUUGAAAAGACCAAAAGCUUGUCUUUUCGUAGUCAAAUGUUGGCUAUGAACAUUGAGAAGAAACUGAAUCAGAGUGGUAGAUCUGAGGCACCCAACUGGGCUACUCAAGACUCUGGAUUCUAUUGAAACACUUCUACAGUGGGGACAAAUCUGUUUAUUUGACUAAAAACCACAUAAGUGUGUAACCUUUUUUGAGAAAAGUAAUUAUGUGUUAGAGCUUAUGUUAUUUGAAUAAAAUUGGCUACUUUUAUCAGUC